AUGGAGUUCGCGAAGGCGGUGGCGACGCAACUUCCGCAGGUGACGGUGGACCACGAGCUGGUGUUUCAGUUCUACCGCGUGUGCUCGGAGGUGCACAACUGCACCCUGUCGGCUACACCCAAGCUCCUCCAGCACGCGGGCGCGGCGGCUCCUUGCUACCAGGUGCUCAACGUGCUGACAUACGCCUUGUACGACCUGGCCCAUCUUGCCGCGGAGGAACUCACCAACACCAUUUCCAAGGCGCAGGCGAGUACCAUGGCGUUUGCAGUGAUGGCGGAGUUGAACUCCCUCUUGCCGAUCCUGACACGUGCUGACGGCAUGAGCCAGGACAACUCGUCCUCGUUCGGAGCUCUCGGCGUCGUGCUCGUUAAGGGGGUACUGGCCUACAUCUUGCUACGUUUGGGUAGGAGCCAAGACGGGCUGGAGGUGUGUGCUGGUGAUGAUGUUGCCGUUUUGGUAGUGUAUUCCGCGCCUGCGGUAAAUGCAAGGGGUGUUGGAGUCGCUUGUUUUCCUCCACACCAGCGUCCUCAAGGCCGCCACCUGUACGUGCAUUGUUAG
Messenger RNA from Ectocarpus sp. CCAP 1310/34, 558 nucleotides. NCBI's taxonomy places the organism in Eukaryota, Phaeophyceae, Ectocarpales, Ectocarpaceae. The record is from the annotation of a GenBank genome assembly.